AAAUUUGUAGUGUAACGUUUUGUAACAGAGUGGCUGGCGUAAGAGGUCAAAAGUGCGAUGUUCAAUCUGCUAUAAAUUGAUGUCUCAUUGUGAUGGUCAACAUACAGCUAAAUGACCUAAUGAAGGAAACACCAACAUAAAGCAUCUUAAACGUCCAAUAGAGCUGUCUAUAUCUCAUUAUAAACUGGGUGGUUCGUUCCCUGAAUGCUGAUUGGCUGACAUACGUGGUACAGCGCACCAUAUGACAAACAUGUAUUUUUACUGCUCUAAUUACUUUGGUAACCAGUUUAUAAUAGCAAUAAGCAGUGAUGCUAAGUACCUUUUAAGUAUAAAUACUUUAAAGUACUACUUAAGUAGUUUUAUGGGAUAUCUUUACUUUACUAUUCAUAUUUUUGACAACUUUUACUUCACUACAUCCCUAAAGAAAAUAAGGUACUUUUUACUCCAUAGGUUUUUCCUGAUCCCUAAAGUACUCGUUACAUUUUGAAUGCCUAACAGGACAGGAAAAUGGUCCAAUUUACGAACAUAUCAAGAGAACAUGCCUGGUCAUCCCUAAUGACUCUGAUCUGGCAGACUCACUAAACACAAAAUGCUUUGUUUGGAAAUUAUGUCUGAGUAUUGGAGUGUGCCCCUGGCUAUCCGUAAAUAUUUUAGUUUUUACAAAUUGUUCUGUCUGGUUUGCUUUAUAUAAGUAAUUUGAAAUUAUUUAUACUUUUACUUUUGAUACUUAAGUAUAUUUUUGCAAUUCCAUAUACUUUUUAUACUUAAGUAUAUUUAAAACCAAAUACUUUUAGACUUUUACUCAAGUAAUAUUUUACUGGGUGACUUUUACUUGAGGCAUUUUCUAUUAAGGUAUCUUUACUUUUACUCAAGUUUGACAAUUGGGUACUUUUUCCACCACUGGCAAUAAGCCACCUCAGGGGUUUGUGUUAUAAGUGGUAUAUUAGUCAUAUACCACACCCCCUUGGGCCUUAUUGCUUAAAUAUCAAAUCAUUUCUGGUUAACAAUUAAAGACAUGCUCCGUAACUUUGGCAACUUUUAAGUAUUUUUUUAACCUCUGGGUUGGAUGUGUCAAUGUGUAAUUCAUACAUGCAUAAACUAUGAGCAGAAUUACUGUCUUACCUUAAUUAGCCACGAAAUCCCUAGUUUGAAAGCAACUUUUUCUGGAAGCUGUGUUGCGCCAUUUUCCCUUAAUUUUCACCCACAUGCGUCAGCCCCCUAGCAAUUCUAGUUCAUCCAAUGAGCUUCAGUCCCUCGCCAUAUGAGUGACAGCUAGCAAGAGGCACAUCAUGCACACAGUAGUAGAGCGGGAGAGAGAUUAAUGACUUGGUGCACAAAACAACACAUUUUCCACGACCACUUUUGGCUCGGGAGUGCUACUUGCAGAACUACUGGCUAAAAAGUAUACAAUAGUACCAGAGAAUAUCUUUAAGUACCUUACUGUGAUUGGGAUCCAUAAUAAAUACAAAUACAAAUAGCCACUGUAGCCAAAAUAAUGACCUGUCCAGCAUUUUUAUACAUGCAUAAUGGGAUAUGAAUUGCUUAAUUAACUUAGGAACCACACCUGUGUGGAAGCAGCUGCUUUCAAUAUACUUUAUAUCCCUCAGUUACUCAAGUGUUUCCUUUAUUUUGGCAGUUACCUGCAUAAUAGCAUUUGUUCAACUACAAAUGUGUUUUAAGUGUACGUUUAGCCUAAUUUCUGGGGAGAGAGCUGCUCAGGCCCUGUGCUUCUGUGCACCCAUGCAGCUUGUGAUGUUUCAACGUGUGUGUGUGUGCAUCUUAGUCUGUGUGUGAGUGUUGGUCUCUAUCAGCCGUGCUCAAGGAAGUGGUUUACCUAGUGUAUCUACAACGGAAGCUCACACGACACAAACUCCCAUCACUCUUUUCCUUGUCUCCACUCCUCUAUAGGCGUUCAGUUUAACUCUACAGCCCACCUCACUGUUUCUCUCUGUCUCUCAAUGUUAGCCAGGUAUCUGUGUUCACUAUGCUCCCCACAGUAAUCUUGAAAGGGACUCUCAUCAAGAAAUCUCAGCAGAAGCGAAGGACAUCGCCCUGUAAUUACAAGGAAAGGUUAUUUGUCUUGGACACCCAGGACCUGACCUAUUCUGAACAGCGCCCUGGGAAAAAGCCCAGCCAGAAAGGCUGCAUUGAGCUCUCCAGGAUCAAGUGUGUAGAGAUAGUGUGCAGUGAAGUCCCAAUCCCCUGCAGCAACAAGUACCCCUUCCAGGUUGUCCACGACAACUGCUACCUGUACAUCUUCGCCCCGGACAACGACUGUCGUCAGAGAUGGGUCCGAGCUCUGAAGGAGGAGACCAAGUGCAACGCAUUACUCCUGAAGUAUCACCCCAACUUCUGGAUGGAGGGGAGGUGGAGGUGCUGUUACCAGACAGAGAAGAUGGCUACAGGAUGUCAGGAGUACGACCCUGUGGGAUUCGGUACAGCUUCCAAGAAGCCUCUCCCUCCAACCCCGGACACACAGCGGCGGAUCUCCGACCCGGACCAGAGUGUGGUGGUAGCGCUACAGAACUACAGUCCCCAUGGAGACACAGAGCUGCCCCUUCACAAAGACCAGGAGUACAUCCUGACUGACAGCUCCCACCAUGAUUGGUGGACCGUACAGGACCACAGAGGAAACACAGGUUUUGUACCUUGCACUUAUAUAGCGGAAAAAUCCUACAACAACUUCAACAGAUUUGAAUGGUACAACAAAGACAUAACGAGAGGCAGAGCUGAGGAACUGCUGAUGACAGAGGGUAAGGAAGGAGCCUUUAUGGUGCGAGACUCCAGGCAUGCAGGCGUCUACACUGUGUCCGUCUUCACUAAAGCCCCAGGAUCCAACGGGCAGAAGAACCCGCGGGUGAAGCACUACCAGAUCAGACAGUCAGAGGCAGAGGAGACGUCCAAGUUUUACCUGGCAGAGAAAUACCUGUUCAUGACCAUUCCUGAGCUCAUCCAGUACCACCAACACAACGCUGCAGGUCUGAUCACGCGACUGAGACAUCCCAUCUCUCAGGGUAGAGAGAGCUUUCAGAGCCCUGCAGAACUCUCAAAAGGUCAGUGGGAGGUGGACCCGGCAGACCUGAUCCUGGGUGAGGAAGUGGGCAGCGGUCAGUUUGGCCUGGUACUCCAGGGGCGGUGGAGAGAGCGCAGGGUAGCUGUGAAGAUGGUCCGGGAGGGAGCCAUGUCUGAGGAGGACUUUAAAGAGGAGGCCAGGGUCAUGACGAUGCUGUCCCACUGUAAGCUGGUGCAGCUGUAUGGUGUGUGUACCCAGCAUUCUCCCAUGUGUCUGGUGUUUGAGUUGAUGGAGCAGGGCUGCCUGUCAGACUACCUCCGAGCCAGGAGGGGGCGUAUGUCUCAGGACACCCUACUGGGGAUGUGUCUGGACAUCAGUGAAGGGAUGGCAUACCUGGAGAGCAACAACUUCAUCCACAGAGACCUGGCAGCCAGAAACUGUCUGGUCUCCUGCAACAACGUGGUGAAGGUGUCUGAUUUUGGAAUGACCAGGUUUGUUCUAGAUGACCAGUACACCAGCUCUCAGGGCUCUAAGUUCCCCAUCAAGUGGUCUUCUCCUGAGGUCAUCAAGUACUGCAAGUUCAGCAGCAAGUCUGACAUCUGGUCCUUUGGUGUGUGUAUGUGGGAGGUGUAUACUGAGGGGCGUCUGCCCUAUGAGAACCGGUCUAACGGUGAGGUGGUGGAGGCCCUGAAUGCAGGCCUGAGGCUGCUGAAACCCAGACAGGCCCCAGAGGCUGUGCACCUCCUCAUGGAGUGGUGCUGGAAGGAGAAACCAGAGGACCGACCAUCCUUUGCUCUCCUGCUGCACGAGCUGGCCUCUCUGUCAGACCUCUGAGCCUGAAUGGACAAGCUAUUCAACCAAACCUAGUCUGCUAACUAGCUAUCCGGGGUAAAUCAUGGAAGAAUCAUUUGCUCAAUAAAACUGAAGAUACUAUACAAAAAAGACUUAGCUAGCUGUAUUUAUGUUAUUUAUUAACUUCCUUCUAGUUUCUAUUUCUUACUUUUUUUAUAGCAACCAUAUUUUUUAUAAAAUGAAGAAGUCUA
Messenger RNA from Salvelinus fontinalis (brook trout), 4056 nucleotides. RefSeq names its product tyrosine-protein kinase ITK/TSK-like. Bases 1985 to 3847 code for a protein of 620 amino acids. NCBI's taxonomy places the organism in Eukaryota, Metazoa, Chordata, Actinopteri, Salmoniformes, Salmonidae. The record is from RefSeq and is a predicted model, not a curated record. Gene Ontology annotation, molecular function: ATP binding; protein binding; non-membrane spanning protein tyrosine kinase activity. The transcript has 17 exons. Gene Ontology annotation, biological process: T cell receptor signaling pathway; adaptive immune response; NK T cell differentiation.